AGUCCCCUUGUACCCUGUUCCUUCCCCUGGAGUAAAGCCUCGCCUGGCUUCCCGGGUGUUCCCGCAGACCCCGCCAUGGGCAACACGAGUAGCGAGCGCGCCGCCAUGGAGCGGCACGGUGGCCAUAAGACGCCCCGGAGGGACAGCUCGGGGGGCGCCAAGGACGGGGACAGGCCCAAGAUCCUGAUGGACAGCCCUGAGGACGCCGACCUCUUCCACUCCGAGGAAAUCAAGGCUCCCGAGAAGGAGGAGUUCCUGGCCUGGCAGCACGAUCUGGAAGUGAACGACAAAGCCCCCGCCCAGGCUCGGCCAACUGUGUUCCGCUGGACCGGGGGUGGAAAGGAAGUGUAUUUAUCUGGGACCUUCAACAACUGGAGUAAACUUCCCCUCACCAGAAGCCACAAUAACUUUGUAGCCAUCUUAGAUCUGCCCGAAGGGGAGCAUCAGUACAAGUUCUUUGUGGACGGCCAGUGGACACACGACCCUUCUGAGCCAGUAGUAACCAGCCAGAUGGGCACAGUUAACAACAUCAUUCAAGUGAAGAAAACGGACUUUGAAGUUUUUGAUGCUUUAAUGGUGGAUUCACAAAAGUGCUCCGAUGUGUCUGAGCUUUCCAGCUCCCCACCAGGGCCCUACCACCAGGACCCCUAUGUUUCCAAACCCGAAGAGCGCUUUAAAGCGCCCCCCAUCCUUCCGCCGCACCUGCUCCAAGUCAUCCUGAACAAGGACACGGGGAUCUCGUGUGACCCAGCCUUGCUCCCUGAGCCCAAUCACGUCAUGCUGAACCACCUCUAUGCCCUUUCUAUCAAGGAUGGCGUGAUGGUGCUCAGUGCCACGCAUCGGUACAAGAAGAAGUACGUCACCACUUUGCUCUACAAGCCCAUAUGAAGAGCAGGGAGCAGACCAUGGGCCACAGGGGAAGCAUUGCCACCACCAGGCUCCACCGUGCAUGCUUU
This is a messenger RNA of Chrysochloris asiatica (Cape golden mole), 956 nucleotides long. It is a transcript of the gene PRKAB1, whose product is annotated as protein kinase, AMP-activated, beta 1 non-catalytic subunit. Gene Ontology annotation, molecular function: protein kinase binding. The record is from RefSeq and is a predicted model, not a curated record. Gene Ontology annotation, biological process: signal transduction. The coding region runs from base 76 to 888 and encodes 270 amino acids. Gene Ontology annotation, cellular component: nucleotide-activated protein kinase complex; cytoplasm; nucleus. The transcript has 7 exons. Lineage: Eukaryota; Metazoa; Chordata; Mammalia; Afrosoricida; Chrysochloridae.